Messenger RNA from Vespa velutina, 1475 nucleotides. RefSeq names its product EEF1A lysine methyltransferase 2. The transcript has 4 exons. Bases 174 to 857 code for a protein of 227 amino acids. Lineage: Eukaryota; Metazoa; Arthropoda; Insecta; Hymenoptera; Vespidae. Gene Ontology annotation, biological process: peptidyl-lysine dimethylation; peptidyl-lysine monomethylation. Gene Ontology annotation, molecular function: protein-lysine N-methyltransferase activity. Gene Ontology annotation, cellular component: cytoplasm. The record is from RefSeq and is a predicted model, not a curated record.
GUUUGUCGAACUCAGCAAGCUCCCAAGACAUGUGCAAACGUAUCGAGAACAUUCAACCGUCAGAAACCGAGUGGAUUCUUCGUUACGGAGGUACUUAAUUUUUGACGCAUUUAACUUUUGAUUAUCGUGAAAUAAUCAUUUUCCUUGAGGACAGAUAAUAUUUAUAUAAUAUCAUGACGGAUGAAACUAUUGAAGAGUUAGGACCAUCCGAUCUGGGUACUUUGGAUUUUUGGGAAAAGGUGUACACCGAAGAACUCGAUAAUUUCAAGGAUCACGGAGACGUAGGUGAAAUAUGGUUCGGUAAUAGGGCUUCACUGAAUAUUGUCAAAUGGAUCAGCACAAAAUUAAAUCUCGAUAUGGAAAACGAUAGAAUAAUAGAUAUAGGCUGUGGAAAUGGUAUGAUGUUAGUAGAACUUGCUAAGAAAGGUUUUAAAUUAUUAACCGGAAUAGAUUAUUCUCAGAAAGCUAUUGAUUUAGCUAAUGAAGUAUUGAAAGAAAAUAAUGUGUCUUGUUCGAAUUUACAAGUAUGCGAUAUUCUCGAUAUCGAUAAACAUGGAUUGUUAAUGAAUUACUUCAAAGUGGUGCACGACAAAGGUACUUACGAUGCGAUCAGUCUUCAUCCUGAACAGCCAGCUGAUAAACGAAGAAAAUAUAUUGAUAAUGUGUAUAAUAUCCUUCAAUCAAAUGGAUAUUUAAUUUUAACUUCGUGCAAUUGGACCAAAGAUGAAUUAUUAAUUCAUUUCAAGAAUAAGUAUGAUUUUAUUCAUGAACUUCCCGUCGAUUCAUUUCAAUUUGGUGGCAAACAUGGCAAUAUUGUUACGCAAUUGGUAUUUAAAAAAAAAAUAAACAAUCUCUAAUUGAUACAACGAAUCCAAUUACAUAUUAUAAUUUCAUUAAAUAAAUUAGAACUAAUUGUUAGCAUAAAAAAUCAUGUCUUAUUUUUUCUACUAAUUAUUAUUUUAUUCUUAUACCAUGAAUCAUAAUUAGAUUUAAACAAACGAAAGAUAAUAGGAUUAUGAUAGAAAUUAAUAAGGAUUUCAAAAUUUAUUCGUGCAUGAGAAAUCGAAGUAAGUACAUAAUCGAAGAGGAGAGAGAGAGAGAGAGUGUGAGUGUCAUAAAUUUGUUAAAUCAUUAUCAAAUUACAAACUUUACAAAAGGCACUAAUACUAAAGUAAAUAUUGCGAUCAUCGAUACUACAUAUCUUCUUUUAAUAUAUGCAUUAGCUUAAAUAAUUAACGAUAUUCCUCUAGUGCAAUAUCUUUGGUACAUUAAGGCAUCAUUGGCAUAUGCAGACUUCACGCCUACUACUAAUUUUAAGUAAAGAACAAGAUAGAAAAUACACAUUGUACUAUUAUUCAAUGUAGAUAUACUCCAGAGAUUAAAAUAUCGACAAUCGAGAAUAAUUGUUCUAUAAAUUCUAUUAAAGAAUUUCAAACGUAUUAAUUUAUUAUUCAAGCCUAAUCAUGUCAUAGUAA